Rhipicephalus sanguineus (brown dog tick) is the source of this 4688-nucleotide messenger RNA. It is a transcript of the gene Vps8, whose product is annotated as vacuolar protein sorting-associated protein 8 homolog. The transcript has a single exon. NCBI's taxonomy places the organism in Eukaryota, Metazoa, Arthropoda, Arachnida, Ixodida, Ixodidae. The record is from RefSeq and is a predicted model, not a curated record. Gene Ontology annotation, cellular component: HOPS complex; late endosome. Gene Ontology annotation, biological process: endosomal vesicle fusion; protein targeting to vacuole. Gene Ontology annotation, molecular function: protein binding. The coding region runs from base 529 to 4458 and encodes 1309 amino acids.
CACAAACGGGAUAUUGGCAUGGCGGCGAAAACAGCUGUCGUAUUCCGUAUACAGUGAACUAUCCUCGCGUGGCUGACGCUUCUACAGGUGUAAAGUGAGCUUGUGUCUACACAGGUCCUGUGGCGGAGUUGUUGUAGCCUUCAUUCGGGAUUCUGCGUAGCCGGUGUCAUCGCAACGAUGUCCAGGCGGCGGCAUGCGGGUGUGUACAUUUGGCGAAGGAGGUGUGUGGGGCGUUUUCCCGGCCGGCAUGCAUUCGGCCCGUUUGUAAAGUUGCUCCCACAGCAGUGAUGGGAUCUUUGCUGAUUGGACACGAUCGCAUUGUGCCUCCUACAUUCGGCCGGACACUCAAGAGUUUAAACUAGGCAAGUAGCGUGGUUGAUUUUUCGCAAAAGCUCGGGCUUCGUGUGGACGUCAGCGUAACCAGUACUGUUGUGUGUUGUGGCUGUUACUGCGCUCUAUCUACGGGACCUGCCUCGAUUCCUCCGUACUCCCGUCGAUUGUGUAAGUGUUCCUUGCGGCGGCAUAAACAUGGAUGACUCUAGUGACGGCCUCGACGGGCGGCUGCGAAGCGAUUCCAUCGCUACGGAGGACGCUGCGCUUGCGUUCGAUAUAGAGGAGCUGGACGACAAGGAAUUUGAGUUGCCACCCGUUGAAAACCCACCCACGUUGGAAAGCAUAUUGAACGAAGUAGAUGGAGGCUCUCUGAGUGACGAAGAAGUGCCCAACCAAGCACUCUUCCACGGAAACAGCGAUUCAGUCUCACUCGCUAGUGCCGACUCUAGGAGUCUCCCGACAGAAAGAGUUAGCGCCCGUCCGAGCAGCAUCUUGCGGCAUGUCAUCCUGCGCGGAGUGUCCUCCCAGCUGCGAUCAGCCGUGGAGCGGGUUGACUCUGGAAAACCCACUGCCAUGGCCGUCUCCUCGUUGAUAGCUGUGGGUACCUUCCACGGCUUGGUGCUGGUGUUUGAUCCCGAACAAGCGUUGAAGUGGUGCUUGGGCAGCAUACAGCUGGGCGAGCAGUAUGGUUCUGUGUCUGCGAUGGGCUUCAACAGCGACUGCAGCCGGCUACUCUGCGGUUAUGCCAAGGGUCAGCUCACAAUGUGGGACCUGACGAACGGAAAACUACUACGAACAAUCACGGACAUCCAUCCACCGCAGAUGGCCAUCCUGCAUGUCAAGUUUACGGACGACCCAACGCUUGCCAUCUGCAGUGACAGCGGUGGCUCCGUGUAUGAACUUAACUUCAGGAAAGUGCUCAACACCCGGACGUGCGAGUCGGUGUGCAUUUUUUCCGGAAGUCGAGGCGAGGUCUGUGCCAUGGAGCCGCUGCACGUGAGCCCCGAGGUGGCGCGGCACCCUGCCCAGGAGGUGUCCCUGCUGGCAUUGGCAACUGUCACCAAGGUCAUUGUGGUGACCGUGCGCCCGGUGCUGCGUGUACGAUUCACCCAUUCUCUCAGGGCAGACCCAAACACAUUGCCGCUGCUGAGCUGGCAGUUUGUGGUCAUCCAGGUGUCGGCUUCGACUCGGAUCAUCGACCCUGUGCUGGCCUUUGGUCGCCAGGGCACCAUAUACUUUUUCCAGGUCAACAUUCCAAGCUUUGAUAAGAUGAUUUUUGUGCCCUUACAGAAAAUACAAGUGCAAUACACAGUCCAGAAUUUCACUUGGCUGAACUCGCGAACAUUGGUGGCAUUAGAUACGUCGGAGAACCUUCAUGUACUUGAUGUCAGAUCACAGGAAGAACUUGAGGUGUUGGACAUGUCGGAUGUGCAGAUGGUCUACGGUACAAGCCAUUUCAAAGGGCACGCUACUGGUGGCAACGUCAGCAAGGCUAUGGUGGCUGCAGCCGAGCGGGCAUGCUACCAUUCAAUGGCAGGUUGUGGGGCCCAAGUGCUGCUGCUAGGUCUGACAUCGGUUCAUGUGCUAAGCCUCCGCACGUGGCUGGAGCGGUUGGAACUCCUGUGCCAGCAGCAGCUGUAUGCGGAGGCGCUCCAUCUGACGUGCAGCCUUUACCGAGACGAGGCGAAGGCAGUGUGUGGCCUGGUGGGCAAGAAGGUGCGCCGCCAGCGCCAGGUGGCCACUUACGCCCAGCAGCUGCUCGAGGCCCUCGCAGCUGGCCCGUCUGACCGAGUCCAACCCGUAGUGCCCCUCUGUGUCCAGCUUGCUCUGCUGAUCAGGGAGCAUGCGCCCGAUCUAUUAGAUAAGCUGUACACAUUGCUGCCGCUUGAGCUCAAAGGCAAGUUCCUAGACAGCCUUCCUGUGCAUGUGCUAGAUGGUGAGCUGCAUAACCCUAGCCCUGUGCUGGCCAAGGACUUGGUUGGCCAGCUGGCCAGCAUGGACCAGUUCGAACUCUUGGAACGUUGCCUCGUGUGCCUGGACGUGGCCUGCCUGGACCUCCACCAGGUGAUGACGCUGUGCUGGAAGCAGAGCUUGUAUGAUGGCAUCAUCUAUGUGCACAACCAAGCCUUGAAUGACUUCACCACACCCAUUAAGGAACUAAUGGCUGUGUUGUGGAAAGCCCUGGAAUCUGGCAAGCAGCUCACUGACAGCCAAGUGCUUUUGGGCAACAAGCUGUUGGUUUACAUAAGUUGCUGCCUGGCAGGGCGAGGAUACCCACAUGGGGAACUUGCUGCUGAUCAGGCAGCUGUGGUUAAGAAGGAUGUGUUUCAGUGCAUCACAUCCCUGCGGGGAUCAGGCACUGAUGAUCAUGGGACAUUUCCAUAUCUCAGGACAUUGCUUCAGUUCAGCACCAGAGAAUUCCUGAAUGUGCUGGCCUUGGCUUUUGAGGAACCGGAGUUUGCCACUGAGGCGGGGCUGGCUCAAAAGCAGCGAAUUGUCGAUAUCCUGCUUCAGAUUAUGGUUCAGGGUGAAGGAUUCCUGCCUACGCAGGUGGGUGCCCUGUUCACCUUCCUGGCCAGGCAGUUGGCACAACCGGACAACAACCUCAUCGUUGACAGGCUCCUGUUUGAGCAAGUGCUGGAGCAUUUGACACACCCUGGGGAUGAGACACAACAAGAGGAACGCCAGCAGGCCCUGCUUGAACUUCUGCAAGCAGGCGGCUUGGCUUCAGUCGACCAAGCACACCUUCUUGAUCUCGCCGAGCAGGCCCAUUUUUACCAGGUAUGCGAGUACUUGUACGAGAAACAGCGGCUGUACCACAAGGUUUUUCUGUGCUACUUAAACGACCCUUCUCGUGAGCUGCAGAGCUUCAACUAUGCCAUGCGCAUUUUCGCCAGCCCCGACGUGAGUGAGCAGGAGAAAGCACUUCUCGAAGACCAGCUCGUUAGGAGCCUCGAGGCCCUCAUGAAAGUGGACAGCGGGGCCACUUCACAGCUGAUGCUGCAGCACCUUGCCCACCGCGUGGACGAUAUCAUGCGCCAUCUGGAGGGCCAGCCGAGGGUGCUCUACCAGUUCUUGAAGGGUGUCUGGAAUAGCAGGGAAGCCUCCAGCCUGACUCAGAGUGCCAAAGACACAGAUUGCAUGGCUGCUGCAGUGCAGGAGCAGUACAUUGAGCUCAUGUGCCAAUUCGAGCCAGAUGCUGUGGCCCCAUUCCUUGUCUCUGCAGAAGGCUAUCGCAUUGAGGAGACUCUGGAGAUCUGUCGCAGGCACAACGUAUUGGAUGCCACAGCUUACCUGUUAGAGAAGACUGGUGAUGUCCAAGGGGCUUUGAACAUACUGCUGCAGUUCCUAGAUGCGCAGUUGCAGGCAUGUGCCCAGCAGGGCCCCAUGCGAGAGCAGCUGCUGCAAGAGGCACGUGUUCGACUUCAGGCUGUAGUGCAGCUGUGCCAGCGCAGCUGUCCCUUUCUGAGCGCGGCCGAACGUGAGGCCCUCUGGUUUCCCGUCCUCGAGAGGGUCAUGGCACCCCAGCGUCAGCUACGCUCGGCACUGGGCGCCGACAAGGACUUCCUAUCGCUGACCCACCAGCUUCUUGGGAGCAUGAUGGGCUUUGUGGCAUUGCCACACAUCCUGCACAAGCUCAUGCAGGAUCCAGCUUACAACACAGGCAAGUUUGGCGAGGUGCGCCACUUUGUCAUGAAGAUGCUGGAUACACACAAUUACGAGAAGGCACUGCUGCGUACCACCAACCGGCUGCUGAGCAGUGACGUGCACAUGCACCUACGCCAGCUCAAGGCAGCCGCCAACAGGGCGUACGUGUCGCACACGGCUGCUUGCGUUGCCUGCAAUCGAGGCUUCUCCGAGCCAGGUGGUGUCGUCAUGUUUCGUUGCAGCCAUUGCUACCACAAGGCCUGCCUGGAAGCCCUUGGUCCUGGGGAACAGGCUAGUGAAGUGUGCUGCCAGCGCUGCAGAUCACAGCCACUGGGACAACCCUUGCAGUGCCCCACCCAGGCUGCGUCUGGCACAUCACAGAGCCUCCCAGAUACAUUACAGCCAGUGCUGCUGAAAGACAACCUUCGGCUCCACCUUGCACCUGCGCGGCCGCCAGACAUCAAGCUGGACAUCUGAAGCAGCUCCACAUUGCAGGCACUCAGGCAGAGCUCUUGUGUGAAGAGAAUGCUGGAGAACAUUUACGAUGAACUGCUUAACAAAUGGACACGGCCUGCUUGGUUUAACCAAGUGAACUGUGCCCAGAGUGCAUUAAGUGGAAACAUAUUAGUAUUAUUUUAAAUGUUAGUGAGUAGCAGAAAUAAACAGAACUUGAAGCGGUAAAACCAAAAUGGUUCGCCAGUGCUAGA